Molecule: messenger RNA, 1830 nt
Organism: Crotalus tigris (Tiger rattlesnake)
Lineage: Eukaryota; Metazoa; Chordata; Lepidosauria; Squamata; Viperidae
Exons: 3
Coding region: 406-1506 (366 amino acids)
Source: RefSeq, a predicted model, not a curated record
AACUCAACAAAUGUUUCACUUAGCAACAGAAAUUUUGGGCUCUGUUGUCAUAAGUCUUGAAGACUACCUGUACAGUGCAGAACUCAAUCUGGGUGUAAACUUGAUAGACGGUAAAACGUUUUUUUCUUAGCGAUAGAAAAGUCCAUUGCAGAAGCAGCCGCCUGCUGAGUGUUAAGCCCAGACAUGCCUUUUUAGCCUUGUGUCAUGUCUCCCAAUCCGUCCCUUGUUUUCAUUUUUAGUCUAGUUCCUCCUCAGCCUCACCCAGCAGCUGUUCCAAAGCUGGAUCUGCUGUUUGUGUUGAACUUUGGAAGAAACCUCUAGUCUAGGAAGACUUACUUUUUUUAAGUAAGGAAGCCUACAGUUGUACUUUGUGAAUCAAAAAAAGAUAUUUGCAGAACAAGAAAAAUGGGGAGGCCCAGGAAAACAUCGGAUUCUGCUGCAUCUCCACGCCCAGCGGCUACAGCCCCAAAGGCAGGUCCGGGAACUCCUCACUCAUCGGCCUCCUCCAGGACCAUCACUGCGACCGCUGCAAAGCCGACGGCUCCUAAGAGCGGAAGCGGUAGCGGAUCAGGCCCAGAGAAGGCCUAUUCCACAAAGCCUAGAGGAGCAAGGGAAAGUGUCCAGCCCAGCUCUGCAACGGCUUCUGAGGGCCCACGAGGAGGUACGCGAAGGAAGAGUGAGGGAGCGGCAGCCAAGAGCUCCACGGCAUCGGGUGGGGCAAAGGCUUCCGAUGCGGUCAGCAAAACCCAAGGCAAAGCGAGGGGCCUGCCUGCGCCCCUCCCCCCUGAAAAAGUGGCCGAGGUCGAGCGGGAAACGCGGGGUCAGUGGAGAAACCCCGAAUGGCACAAGUGGCGCGAGAACCGCAUCACGGCCUCCAUCGCUCCCAAGAUCUCCAACAGCAAGUUUGUCAACGGCCGGACCACGGAAGUGCCUCAGUCGUACCUGAAGGCUGUGGUGGGAUCGGGCUCUGGGGUACAGAGCCCGGCCAUGUCUUGGGGGGUCCGCAAUGAGAAGAAGGCAGUGCAAGCUUAUGAAGCCCUCAAGUCCAGCACGGCAAAGAAGCCGGUGAAGGUGAAAGAUUGCGGCCUCUUUGUCGACAGAGACAAGCCCUGGCUGGCUGCCAGCCCCGACGGCAUUGUCCAAGAAGCGGAUACCGGCAAGGAUCUUGGUCUCUUGGAGGUGAAGUGCCCCUAUAAACACAGAAACAAGACGGUGUCCGAAGCCUGCAAAGAUAAAACAUUCUGUCUGGAAAAGGAGGGCGGUUCCUACUCACUGAAGAAAGAUCAUCCCUAUUAUACCCAAGUUCAGUGUCAGAUGAAAGUCUCCGGCCUGGACAAAGCGGAUUUUGUCGUUCACACCAAGAAAGAAACUGCAAUCGCCCCGGUAGAUUUUGACCCGGAUUUCUGGAAGCAAACAGUCCCCAAGCUGCAGAAAUUCUACACGGAUGCUGUGCUCCCUUAUCUGGAGGAAGAGAAGCGCUCUGCUGCCUGGGCCAAUGAAGAGUGAAGCUGUGGGAAGUUUCUGAUUUUCUCCUCCCCCCCCCCCUUCAGAGAUGCGCCUUCAACCUGUUUACCUGUUCUCCUUUAUCCUGCCUUCUCCAAGAGGACAGAAUCAGCUGCAGCUUGUGUGUCCAAAGGCAAGCUUUGUAAAUUCUGUAAAACAGCCCUACAGAGAGGUGUUUCCCAAUCUGGGCAAUUUUGAAGUAUGCAGACUUCAACUCCCAGAAUUCCUCAGCUAGUCUAGGUGACUAGAGAAUUCUGGGAGUUGAAGUCCAAACCUCUUAAAAGUCAUCAAGAUUGAGAAACAUUGGCCUAGAGCAUGGGUAGGCAA